This is a messenger RNA of Psammomys obesus (fat sand rat), 1300 nucleotides long. RefSeq names its product chromosome unknown C16orf89 homolog (gene CUNH16orf89). The record is from RefSeq and is a predicted model, not a curated record. Bases 1 to 1128 code for a protein of 375 amino acids. Gene Ontology annotation, cellular component: cytosol; membrane. The transcript is spliced from 8 exons. NCBI's taxonomy places the organism in Eukaryota, Metazoa, Chordata, Mammalia, Rodentia, Muridae.
AUGGCAAGGUUCAGGCUGCUUCUUUUCCUGCUGCUGGCCCUGCCACCACAGCCCUCCCCACUGCCAUGGCCAGCCACUGCACAGGGCACCAUGGUUGGCCUGAUCCUGACAGCGCUGGAGAAAGCCACCUUGUUCCUAGAAGACAGGCUGCCCUCAAUCAACCUGGACGGUGUGGUGGGAUUCCAAGUGCUGGAAGUGCAACUUCGAGGAGUCCAGGAAAAAUGGAAUCUCAACCCCUUGCUGCACCCACUCAGCUUACGUGCUGGACAGCUGGCCAACACACUGUCUGCUCUCCUCCAAAAAUCCAUCUUCUACCUCAAGCAGAGUGACCCCACAUAUCUAAGAGCGUUCCAGCCAAGCAUUCAGCCUGGGUUUUGGAAGUUGCCCCAUGCCUGGACACGCACCGAUGCCGCCCUGGUGUACGCCUGGCUGGACCCCCUGGACUUUUUCUCAGAGGACAGCAGUGAUGCAUGCCUGGUGCAACUGCUAGGAACAGGGACAGACAGCAGCCAGCCUUGCAGGCUCUCCAACUUCUGCAGAACUCUUAUGACCAAGCCAGGCUGCUCAGGCUACAGCCUGUCCCACCAGCUGCUCUUCUUCCUCUGGGCCAGAAUGCAAGGGUGCACGGAGGGGCUGUUCCAGCAGAGCCAGCAGUACAUGAACAUCUUCUGUGCCAAUAUGAUGGAUCUGAACCGAAGAGCAGAGGCCAUCGGAUACACCUACCCCACCCAAGACCUCUUCAUGGAAAACAUUAUGUUCUGUGGUAUGGCCGGCUUCUCCGACUUCUACAAGCUGCACUGGCUGGAAGCCAUUCUCAGCUGGCAGAACCCCGAGGUGGGAUGCUUUGGGAAACCUGCCCCGAAAGGUGAACUUCCGGAAGUUCCACAUCAGCACAGCAAUCUGAGAAGAGUGCGAAGGCGGGAAAAACUGUUCACAGAUGGCUGUUCUUGCCACAACACGGCCACCGCAGUCGCAGCCCUGGGUGGCUUUCUCUACAUCCUGGCAGACGACCACCCAGACAAUGGAGAGCCACAUCCACCCACACAGUCAGCAGCAAGCCACUGCCAAGAUGAUGCUGCCAUGCCUGGCAUCCAGAGGAUUGGCAGGCCCCUUACCACUUCUCCUUAGGCCCUGGAGUCAGGGGUCACAUGCUGACGGGGCAUUUGAGGAAAGUGACCAGCUGUGACCCCGUUAUCACAUCCAUGUGUUCAGAAGUCUUGGGAAAGCAGGGCCAGGGAAGGCAGGUUGGAGAGUGGGGUAGACCAGAUGUCAGCAGAAUGCAUAAAGCACAGUAGUUGGA